CGGCGGGCGCGCGUGACCCCUAAUCCGCGAGCCUUCGCGAGUGAAAAUCAAGUGAAAAUCAAGUGAAAUUCGAGGCGAAGGGAUACGAGAAAUCGGCAUUUUAAAUGCUCAGGAGUAGUCGGUGUGUAAGGAGUCGUGAUGUAUUGGAGGUUCGGCGGACCUUGCCCAAAAACCGACCAGAAAUCAGUGUUGCAGUAUCAGCAUCAGUUAGUGUGACGACGAAACGGCGUGAUUUUGAGAGUAGCCGAUAGUGUGUGAGAAGUAUUGUUCUGGACCUGUUGUCGGAGGUUGUUUAUUUUCCAUCCAGGUCUUGAGAAGUGAAGCUGACUCUUAUCAGAAAGUUGUUCGCCUCAAGUGAAAAUUAAGCAAUAGGGGGGGCUAUCUGACCGAUGGACAAACGGAAGAUGAUGCCCAAACGCCCUCGAAUGGAUAACCUGAGGGGUCCGAUCGCCAACGGCCCUAUUCAGACACGACCGCUAGUGGCUCUUCUCGAUGGACGGGAUUGUUCUAUCGAGAUGCCAAUUCUCAAGGAUGUAGCAACUGUCGCCUUCUGCGACGCACAGUCCACUUCCGAAAUUCACGAAAAGGUAUUAAAUGAAGCAGUAGGUGCUCUGAUGUGGCACACGAUAAUUUUGACGAAGGAGGACCUCGAGAAGUUCAAAACGCUGAGGAUCAUAGUGCGAAUUGGCUCGGGGGUAGACAACAUUGAUGUCAAAGCAGCUGGUGAACUUGGCAUCGCCGUGUGCAAUGUGCCUGGCUAUGGAGUCGAAGAAGUAGCUGACACCACUCUCUGCCUCAUUCUCAACCUUUACCGACGCACAUACUGGUUAGCGAAUAUGGUUCGUGAGGGCAAAAAAUUCACAGGACCCGAACAGGUGAGAGAAGCUGCACAAGGGUGUGCAAGGAUACGGGGAGACACUCUUGGUAUUGUAGGAUUAGGCAGGAUCGGAUCGGCGGUUGCACUUCGUGCAAAAGCUUUCGGUUUUAAUGUUAUCUUCUAUGAUCCAUACCUUCCCGAUGGAAUCGAAAAAUCACUUGGUCUCACCAGGGUCUACACAUUACAGGACUUGUUGUUCCAAUCCGACUGUGUAUCCCUACACUGUACCUUGAACGAGCACAAUCAUCACCUAAUUAAUGAAUUCACCAUAAAACAGAUGAGACCGGGAGCAUUUCUAGUAAACACAGCGCGUGGAGGAUUAGUGGAUGAUGAUGCACUUGCUGCAGCUUUAAAACAAGGGAGAAUUCGUGCAGCGGCACUUGAUGUCCAUGAGAAUGAACCAUACAACGUCUUUCAGGGUCAGUCCACGCAAUGCCCAUUGAAAGAUGCUCCCAAUCUUUUGUGCACACCACAUGCUGCAUUCUACAGCGACGCAAGCUGCACAGAACUUCGCGAAAUGGCAGCCAGUGAGAUACGACGAGCCAUUGUUGGUCGCAUUCCCGACUGCUUAAGAAAUUGCGUCAACAAAGAAUACUUCCUGCCCACGACUGGUGGCGAGAUGGGGUCAUCAUACAAAAGAGUCCCUCGUGAAGUUGAUGGAAAUUCGCCAUUUGCUUCGUACCCUAGCAGCUACCCCGAGGGUAUCAACGGCGGUUACUACGCGGGAACAUUGCCCGUUCAACAGGCGCACUCGACGACUCCUCAUGACUCGGCGCCACCUCCGCCAGGUGGUCACUCAGUCGUCGGCGGCGGCGGAGGUGGAGGCGGUGGUGGACCCAACUCGUCGGCGGGUGGCGGUGGUGGUGGGGGUCCAACAGGACCCUCGGGUCCAACAGUAGGCGGCGGUGGAGCCGGCGGUCCCACAUCAGCUCCACCAUCAGCUGGAUUGCCUGGAUUACCACACAGCAUAGUGAGCGAGCCCGACCCUCGGCCCAGUCCACCUGCACCCAGUCCCCGUUGACCUUAAACCCCUAGAUCUCCACCACUCCAGCGCCACCACCAUCCUUUUGACACACCUAAAACUCCCUCCCUCCCUCACUCACUCACUCACUCCCUCCCAACCCCUUAGUCUAGCCUAGCCUAGCCCAUUUAUAAUAUACUACUCUACGCAAGCUCCAACGACUCCCGACGACUACGAGGACGACGACGACGACUAACGACCACCGAUUUAUUAUUGAUAUUCACGAGCGCGGGUCGUGCACGACGUACAACAACCAAAUAUCUGUCUGUCUGCUGCUGCUGCUGCUGCUGUUGUUGCUUCCGACAUACCUGGAAAGUGAGAGAGAGAGAGAGAGAGAGAAAAAAAAAGGGAACGAACGAGAGAAAAAUCGAAUUUUUUGUUGUUCGUUUUGGCAGUACUUGUUUGUUUUCGCGAGAGAGUGAACCCUCUCUUUCGGGUAGCGCAGUUAUCAGUGUGUCGUCCACAGAAGCCAAAUACAGUCGGAUAAAAUCGACAGAUAGUGUCUACAUUAUUUAACGAAUCUCGUUGUUUUUUUUUUUUUUUUUUGUCGGAACUGAUGAUGACCCACUCUGGCGUUGGUUGUUUAAACUGAUGAUGGUCUAAUUUAGACGAUUUAUAGACCACUGCUUUUUGAGUUUGCGCCUCGUUUUUAAAGAAAAUUACGCGGCAAACAGACUGGUUUAGUAAUUAUUUCUGUAUGGUUUAGUAUAUUAUUUUCAAUCCAGAUUAAAUUCUUUUGAAUACGAAAA
Messenger RNA from Belonocnema kinseyi, 2647 nucleotides. RefSeq names its product C-terminal-binding protein (gene CtBP). The record is from RefSeq and is a predicted model, not a curated record. Gene Ontology annotation, molecular function: transcription corepressor activity; NAD binding; oxidoreductase activity, acting on the CH-OH group of donors, NAD or NADP as acceptor. The coding region runs from base 390 to 1898 and encodes 502 amino acids. The transcript has 10 exons. Lineage: Eukaryota; Metazoa; Arthropoda; Insecta; Hymenoptera; Cynipidae.